CCCGCAUUCUGACCUUGCCCACACUUAGCCGACUGCCCUGCCGUCCUUCUUCCUCCUUCCUUCAUCCCUUCACCAUCCGCUGACAUGGGCGAAGACAAGAAGCCACAGAAGAAGAUUGGGCAGGAGUUCGGGGAGAUGCGCCAGACGGUGGACCUGGACGCCCUGAAUGCCUACAUCAAAGCCAACGUUCCAGCCAUCUCUGCGCCUGUACAGGUCAAGCAAUUCUCCUUUGGCCAGUCAAAUCCAACCUACAUCCUCACAGAUACCAAGUCCGCCCGGUACGUGCUGCGCAAGAAGCCUCCGGGAGACCUCCUCUCGCCUACCGCCCACGCCGUUGAGCGAGAGUACCGCAUCCUUGCCUGUCUCAACAAGCACAACGAGUCGUUGGACGUGAGCAAGUAUGGAGGAGAUAGGAAUCUGCACCCCGAUGCAGUGCCCGUGCCCAAGGUCUUCUGCCUGUGCGAGGACAAGGCCGUCGUUGGAACCAAUUUCUACAUCAUGGAGUUCGUCGAGGGGAGAAUCUUUGCGGAUGUGAGGAUGCUGGAUAUACCCAAGGAAGAGAGGAGAAAGCUAUGGAUGUCCGCCUUGCGAGUACUCGCAGCAAUGCACCGCAUCAGUCCCAAUACCAUUGGUCUCGAAGGGUACGGCAAGCCCUCCGACUUUUACCCGCGUCAACUCAAAGCGCUCUCCACGAUCUCCAACAUUCAAGGCAAGACCAAAGACAAGGACAGCGGUGAGGAAGUAGGAGAGAUUCCAGGAUUUAAAGACCUCGUGGGUUGGUUCUCGCAGAAUUUGCCCAAGGACGAGAACACAAUCUGCCAUGGCGACUACAAGAUCGAUAAUCUCAUAUACCACCCUACUGAGCCGCGUAUCGUAGGAGUAUUGGACUGGGAGCUCUCCACCUUGGGCCACCCGCUGUCGGAUCUCGCGAACCUCCUUCAGCCCUUCUCCCUAGACUGUCCAAACCCUUCGGCAAUCAACGAUCCAGAGGAGCGGAAACGUUCCAUGGAGCGAGGCGAAAUGUACAUGCUCAUUGGAGGUCUCUCCGACGAUGUGAGCCCAUUGCCGGGGAAGGAAGAGCUGAUGAAGACGUACUGUAAAGAGGUGGGCAGGGAGUACCCCAUCCCUGGUUGGGUCACAUGCGAGGCAUGGGCUUGGUUUAGAAAUGCAGUCAUCAGUCAGGGAAUUGCUGCUAGGGUGGCUCAGAAGCAGGCCUCAUCUGCAGAGGCCAAGAUGUAUGCCACAAAGUUCCCGGCCGCCUCCGAGGCAGUCAAGACGAUCAUCAAGCGAUCCUCUUCGUCGGCACCGCCGGAACGCUCCAAGCUGUAAUGAGAGGGGGGCGGGGGCGUAGGUCGGACGGGUAGAGGUGCUUCAGAGUGUGACAAUGCUGGCAACUGUGGAGCGUGUGAGAUGCGUGUACCAAGAGCGAUGGAUCUCGUUGCUGUAUCAUGUAAGCUCUUUGGCCGGUGGGCUGCUCACACAUUAAAUGCUUUUGAUAGUAGAUUACAG
Microstroma glucosiphilum is the source of this 1509-nucleotide messenger RNA. RefSeq names its product APH-domain-containing protein. Bases 85 to 1329 code for a protein of 414 amino acids. The transcript has 4 exons. Lineage: Eukaryota; Fungi; Basidiomycota; Exobasidiomycetes; Microstromatales; Microstromataceae. The record is from RefSeq and is a predicted model, not a curated record.